AUGACCAAGAAGUACGCCAAAGAUCAACCCACGGGAUUCUCCAACUGUAUUGAGAAGGUAGCAGUUGUCGGGGCCAGCGGCCAAAUAGGCAAGCAUGUGACAGAGCAGCUACUUAAGGCCGGAAAGCAUAUUGUGACUGCCAUUGCACGAUCCACUAGUACUUACAAGCUCCCUGAAGUCGUCCAGGUUACACAUGUUGAUUACAGCGACAGCACGACAUUAGUGGAGGCGCUCCGUGACCAACAGGUUCUUUCAAUGAGUCGUUGUUCGCUUCCUUGCAUGAGCUAG
Molecule: messenger RNA, 288 nt
Organism: Aspergillus tanneri
Lineage: Eukaryota; Fungi; Ascomycota; Eurotiomycetes; Eurotiales; Aspergillaceae
Exons: 2
Coding region: 1-288 (95 amino acids)
Source: RefSeq, a predicted model, not a curated record